Molecule: messenger RNA, 1077 nt
Organism: Achroia grisella
Lineage: Eukaryota; Metazoa; Arthropoda; Insecta; Lepidoptera; Pyralidae
Gene: MED4
Product: mediator of RNA polymerase II transcription subunit 4
Exons: 5
Coding region: 150-905 (251 amino acids)
Biological process (GO): regulation of transcription by RNA polymerase II
Cellular component (GO): core mediator complex; mediator complex
Molecular function (GO): transcription coregulator activity
Source: RefSeq, a predicted model, not a curated record
CACGCUGCGCUGUUCAAUAGUCUAUAUUACUUUCUUGAUUCGCUCCAAAGUAUUUAUCAAUUCGGUAUUUGUUUUGAUUGUUACUCUUAUAAUAAUAUAAUUUACUACACACCACAUAUAAUUAAUGCAAAGUUAUUAUAAUUAACAUUAUGGCGUCACAUUUAAGUACAAAGGAUAGAUUGCUCUCACUUGUAGAUGAUAUAGAAUUAAUAGCAAAAGAGAUUAUUGAGGUAUCCAUAGCUCCAAAAUCACAGAAAUUAUCAGCUGCCGAGUUUGCUCAAUUGACGGACUUACUUCUAGCAAAGGAUGUAGAAUUAAAAAAUACUUUAGAAUUAGCUGAAGAACAAGCUAAGAUACAACAAAAAAUGAACGAUCUCAAAGCAGAAGUUGAUAACAAGGAUCAAGAUAUACAUCAUCUUCAGAGGCAACUAAAGGAUGCUGAACAAAUUUUAGCUACAUCCUUGUAUCAAGCAAGACAAAAACUUGCUUCAAUUGUAAAAUCCAGAAAAAGACCAGUUCCAUCUGAAGAACUAAUAAAAUUUGCACAUAGGAUUAGUGCAUCAAAUGCCGUUAGUGCACCACUGUCUUGGCAACCUGGGGACCCUCGACGUCCAUACCCCACAGACCUAGAGAUGAGACUGGGUAUGCUUGGUCGCCUCUGUGAUCUACCACUCAAUGGUCACACACCAUCAACACUGAAUGAUCUCCAUCGAAUUACUACUGGCGGAGUACCAACUACAGCAACAAAUCAAUUCACAUGGCACCCCACCGGCGAACUUCAUAUGUCAGUAGGAGGUGGUAACUCAGUAGCCAUUGAUAGUCGUGGGAAGGAUGCUCACACACAGGAGGAUGUUGAAGUCAUGUCCACAGAUUCAAGUUCAAGUUCCAGUAGUGAUUCACAAUGAAUAUGCCUCCUUAAUGUGUUCAGUGAUGACACUGCAACAGCAAUUCCUACGGAAUCGAUAUAUUAUGGAUGCAACCUGUAUGGUGGAACAUAAGGAAGUGAUAAAGACAAUUUAUAUUUCGUUUUGAUAGUGAAAUGUUUAUUUAUGAAGCCUAUGAAAUAAAGUACUUAUU